Messenger RNA from Trichoderma aggressivum f. europaeum, 1722 nucleotides. RefSeq lists its product as uncharacterized. Bases 1 to 1722 code for a protein of 573 amino acids. Gene Ontology annotation, molecular function: protein binding. NCBI's taxonomy places the organism in Eukaryota, Fungi, Ascomycota, Sordariomycetes, Hypocreales, Hypocreaceae. The record is from RefSeq and is a predicted model, not a curated record. The transcript has a single exon.
AUGAAGCUGGAUUCUUUUCCAACCGAGUUGAUCCACAGCGUUGCCGAUUUCUUGGGCCGGCAGAGCGAAAUCAAUGCCCUAGCCAGAUGCAACCGCCGCUUAUACGCCAUCACCAACCCCUAUCUAUACCGCAACAACGCCAAAUCCUUCCACAGCGGCGCCCUCGCAUGGGCUGCGAAAACAGGAAACAAGGAAACGGCAAGAAACGCCCUGGAAUACGGGGCCGACCCCAAUGCGUGCGAAAAAGGCGACUACGGUGCCCUUCGAUGGGCCGUGGCGCAGGGCCACCUCGACAUUGUCAGGCUGCUGAUCGAGUACGGCGCUGCCUUGGGCGACUCGAUGAUCAUGGGCACGGCUGCGGUCCACGGCUUUGACGACAUCAUCAAGCUGCUCCUCGACAGCGGGGCGGACGCAAACGCCCUGGGAUAUUUGGGUAAGACGCCUCUCCUGUUUGCUGCGCAAGAGGGCAACGAGAGCGCUUUCGAGCUGCUCUUGGAGCGAGGGGCCGACCCUUUUGCCAAGUGUGCCGCUGGGUCUUCUGCUCUGUUUCAUGCCGUUGACGGUGGCAAGUGUAACGUCAUCGAGAAGCUGCUGGAUCUCGGCGUCGACAUGCUUCAAACCGACUAUGAGUCGAGAAUCGCCCAGUCCCACGCCGCAGAGAUGGGCAGGCUGGAUGCUGUCCAGCUCUUCACCCAGCGAGGCGUUGGAGUCGACCACGCAGACAGAGAGGGCCGGACGGCGCUCUCGUGGGCUGCUCGUAAAGGGCAUCACGAGCUGGUCCGGUAUCUGCUCAAGAACGGCGCAUCUGUGCAUGCCGCCGACAUCUGGGGCCACACACCUGCUCUGCAUGCGGCAAUGACGGGAAGGACGGCCAUAGUGGAAACGCUGCUGGACAACGGCGUCGAUAUCGAGUGCAAGGCUGGUGACAAGCGGACCAUGUUGUCGUGGGCUGCCGUCAACGGCCACAUCAAGACGGCACAGUUCCUGAUCGAAAAGGGCGCCAACAUGGAGACGCUGGACAAGGACGGGCGAUCCCCGCUUGUGCUUGUCGCCAAUGCCGGAUCGGAGAACAUGGCCAAGCUCCUCAUCGAAAAGGGCGCCGACGUGAACUCGCAUUACGGCCGGGGAUCGCCGCUGUCACUUGCCGCAGCCCGCGGGCAUGUCCGGAUGGUCAACAUGCUCUGCAAAGCGGGUGCUUUCGUCGACUUUCCCACAAAGAAACGAUGGACACCCCUGUUCCACGCGGUGGCGACGCAGAAGCACGCCGUCGUCGACGUUCUCCUUGACCACGGGGCUGAUCUGGAAGCCACAGACGAGGACGGCAGAACACCGCUGUUCUGUAUCGUCACGCAAGCGGGGAGCGACAUGUUUGACCAUCUGAUCCGGAGAGGCGCCAAGAUUGAUGUCAAAGACGCUCAAGGCCGGACCUUGCUCACGGAAUCGGCGAGCUGCGGCCACGGCAAAUACGUGGAACAUCUUCUAGAGCAUGGCCUGGACGUCAACGAGGCGGACGGGCUCGGCAUGACGCCGCUACACCACGCCGCCGUCUGCGAUGCGAGGGACUUGUUUAUGCAGCUGUUGGAGUACGGUGCCGAUCCGGACUUGCAAGAUGGCGAUGGAUGCUCGGUGUUUGAGCGGGCGAGGUUGCAGGGGAAUGGCCAGGAGCUUAUUGAAGCCGUGGAGCGGUGCGCGGACCAUCUCGUGAAGAGACGGAGGUAUUGA